Rotaria sp. Silwood1 is the source of this 351-nucleotide messenger RNA. NCBI's taxonomy places the organism in Eukaryota, Metazoa, Rotifera, Eurotatoria, Philodinida, Philodinidae. The record is from the annotation of a GenBank genome assembly.
AUGCAACACAAUGAUACAAGUUCAAAUAAUUUAUUUACAAAUAUUGAACGGUUAGGUACACGUGAUUUAUUAUCCUAUGGACAAUUUUCAUAUGAUACUAUAUUAAUAUCAAUCCAAAGUAAUAAUACAGUACCAUUAUCAGUUAAUGUAAAUGAUUUAAUGAUAUCCUUAAUAAGUUAUAAUUUAUGUAAAUCUAGUAUAUUACUUGGACAAACAACAAAAGAAUAUAAUGAAUUAUAUAUACAUUUAAUUGAACGUAAUUAUAAAUUAAUAACUAAAACUCAUGCAUAUGCAUCAUGUUUAUUUUUACUUGAAAUUCAUGAAGUUGAUUUAAAUUCAUAUGAUAUUUGA